AUGGAGAACUCCGAUUCAACUCCGUCCGUGGCUCCAGCCGCUCUCCCUCUGAAGCAAGAGAAUGUAGCACCGAUCACUUCUAAGAUUGCGGAACUGGCUGAGUCAAGGAAGGAACUUCUCGGCAGAAUACAGAAUCUGAAACAGGACCUGCAAAAUUGGAGAAUGAAGUUGGACACUCAGGUCAAGGUUUACCAUGAUGAGCUGUCCGAGCUCAAGAAAUCACUUAAUACCGAAGUGGAACAACUCCGGACAGAAUUUCGAGAGCUGAGGACGACUCUCCAACAGCAGCAGGAAGAUGUCUCGUCCAACCUUAAAAGUUUAGGGCUGCAAGAUGAUUUGGGAGAACCGAAAGGGGUCGAGAUUUUAAAAGAUGUGGAGAAUGGUAAGGAGAUAACCCAUGAUCUGCCAAAAGGGGGUAAUGGAAAAGAAAUUUAA
Striga hermonthica is the source of this 435-nucleotide messenger RNA. NCBI's taxonomy places the organism in Eukaryota, Viridiplantae, Streptophyta, Magnoliopsida, Lamiales, Orobanchaceae. The record is from the annotation of a GenBank genome assembly.